GCGGGGGAAGAGGCGGGGCUUGCCCUGCCCACGUGACGCGGUCGCGGCCGCCCCAGCCAAUAGGAGCGCGCGGAGGCUCCGGGCGGGUUUUGGAUGCAGUCUGAGAAGGAUGAAGAAGAGAUGCCUUCUCUGCACUGGGGUAUUGAUCCUGUAUUUUCUGCAUUUGCAAGACUCUAUAUUAAAGAUAUUACAGAAAUGAGAGAAUCUAUACAGGUGCCAGGUAUAUUCUUUUAUAAUGGACAUCCAAUAAGACAGGUGGAUGUUGUUGGGACAGUGGUUCAGAAGAAGGAGCGAGAUGCCUUUUAUAAUUAUGGAGUGGAUGAUAGUACUGGAGUUAUAAAUUGUGUCUGCUGGAAAAAUCCCAUGGUAGCAGAAACAACUUUAUCAGGUCAUCCAAGCACACCCAGCAGUCUGAGUGUGUUUGAACAGCUGAAGAAACUCCAAGAAACAGUAAGCCAGAAAACCAAGCUGGAGAUUGGAGAUGUUGUCAGGGUCAGAGGUCACAUCCGAACCUAUAGGCAACAAAGAGAAAUUCAGGCUUCAUGUUUUUAUAAAGUGGAUGAUCCUGUGUGUGAUGUCCAGAUUUCGAGAAUGCUGGAGCUCCCCUGUCUCUAUAGAGAAGUUUAUGAUAAACCUUUCAAGGGCCCUGAGGAAAUGCAGAGUGGCUCGGAGGGUCAGAAUUUCUCAAUCCAUAUGCUGCAUGAGAAAGUGCAAGGCUUUCUAUUAGAAAACAAAGUUCAGACCUUUUACCAGCAGGAGUUGGAGACAGUUGAUUCUCUGGUGUCUCUGAUGGGUGUGUAUCCACCCAGCCCCAGCUGUGAGGAGGUGAAGUCAGAAAGUAGCUCCAGUUCCAAAAGGAUUCAUGGUGUUUUUAAGGAAGCAAUAAAGAUGCUACAAGAAAAAGGAGUGGUUUUCCAGAAACCUAGCAGCUCCAAGGACUUAUACUAUGUGACUGACCAUGAUAAGGAGCUGUUUAAAGUGACCCUUGAUGUGAUUAAAGAAGACUGUCGAAAACCCAGGCAUGCUGAAAAAGGCUGCCAUUUCCUUCAUGUCCUGAGUUGUGUUCGGCAGAGCUACAGCCCCUCUCUGCCUGAAGUGGUGAUGCACCGUGUCUUGGAACUACUGGAGGGUAACAGUGAUGUUGUCAGCACUAUGGAAGGAUAUUUUAUGGUAUUUUAAAAAGAAAAGAUAAGAAAGAGAGGUUGAGAGACUGUGAGAAGCUGUAAUUAUCUGGUAUUUUCUAGAUAGAAGAUAAAAAAGAGCCUUUUGAUUCUCCAAAUUCUGUUUUUGUCCAGCUUCAGAGAAAUUGUUCAAAUACUUGUUUUAUUAUUCUUCCUGACUUCCUUGCUAUUCCUAGUGAAAGUGGUAUCAAACUGAUUCUGGACAUUCUAAUCUAGCAGGGAAACUGGAAAAGAAACUGCGCUCUUGGAGUAAGAUGAGACAUUGACCAUCCUCACAUCUGCAUCCAGUGGGCCUAAAGAGAAGUCACUGCUAAAGAUCACUGUUUACAGCAGUGGUCAUCUCAGGAGAUAUUUUUCUGGCUUAAUGAUUGAUCUUGCUAGGUUUCAUGAGGUCAUAGCUGUAGAUCUUUCUUUUUAUGUGAACUUGGUAACACCUAGAGAAAGGACACACAAACAGAAGGAUUUGCCUGUCCUUCCUGGCAGUGCUGGUGCAUCUUUAUCUGUGAAUAUGUGUUCCUCAGUCUGGACAGCUUACCCACUACUAAAGCAAUCCUCACCAUUUUCUGUAAAGUAAUAUUCAGGAAUGGGGUCCUGCAUCCCUUGCCCACUGGUUGUCAAGCAUGCUUGCAUUCCUCUGCAUUCCCAUCUGUGCUACUGAUGCCUGUUGUUGCAGUUUCUCUUCAGACCAGAAUUCUCAAAAUCAGCUACUAUUUUGCUGUUUCAGUUGUUUUCUUAAAUCACAAAUGGUAAAAUAUAAAUUUGAUGCUUUGGAAAAGAAAAUACAGAAGCCAUUGAGACCCACUGUAAUGUCCUCUGCCUGUUGCUUUUUGUGUCUUUUAUUCUUUGUCACUUUUGUGGUAAAAUACUGUCCAUAUCUGUUCUUGCAGAAGAAUACAAGGCAUAGAUGAAACAACAUUGGCCUAAAGAAGGUUACCAUGCAAGAUGUUUGAUCUGGAAUAAUUACAACUGUGUAAUGUGCAGCAGUUAAAAAGCAAAGUUGUUCAAUAUUUAUGCUUAGACAGGGCUUGCUGCUGCAGGGGCUUGUCUGUUUAAUUAAUCUGUUUAAUUUAU
Camarhynchus parvulus is the source of this 2252-nucleotide messenger RNA. It is a transcript of the gene STN1, whose product is annotated as STN1 subunit of CST complex. NCBI's taxonomy places the organism in Eukaryota, Metazoa, Chordata, Aves, Passeriformes, Thraupidae. The record is from RefSeq and is a predicted model, not a curated record. The transcript is spliced from 10 exons. Gene Ontology annotation, biological process: telomere capping; double-strand break repair via homologous recombination; DNA replication. Gene Ontology annotation, cellular component: CST complex; chromosome, telomeric region; site of double-strand break. The coding region runs from base 94 to 1179 and encodes 361 amino acids. Gene Ontology annotation, molecular function: single-stranded telomeric DNA binding.